AUGACUGAGCCAGAGGAGCAUGACGAAGACCUCUUCGCCGACCUCUACGAAGGCGAUGACACCCCAGCAAAGCCUGUCCAACCCGCGGCACCCGCCGCUCAGCCUCUUGUAGAGCCCGCAGAGCCCGUGCCGAGCGCGCCUCCAGCGGUCAAGCACGAAGAGCCACCACAGCCCGAGGAGGGAACCCAAAAUGGCCAGCAUGAUUAUUACCCAAAACACGAGCAGAGCGAUGUGCACAUGAAUGGCGGAUGGGGUGACGGUAACGCCCACCAUGCUGGUGGCGGAUCGUAUGACGAUAACUACGGACCCAUUGGUAUCAAAGAGGAUGGGUAG
Molecule: messenger RNA, 333 nt
Organism: Coniosporium apollinis CBS 100218
Lineage: Eukaryota; Fungi; Ascomycota; Dothideomycetes
Exons: 2
Coding region: 1-333 (110 amino acids)
Source: RefSeq, a predicted model, not a curated record